This is a messenger RNA of Striga asiatica, 701 nucleotides long. NCBI's taxonomy places the organism in Eukaryota, Viridiplantae, Streptophyta, Magnoliopsida, Lamiales, Orobanchaceae. The record is from the annotation of a GenBank genome assembly.
UUUUUUUUUAUUUUUGUAGAGAACAAGUUAGAAUUCCGAUGGACAAGCCGUUCAUCUACCUCAAAGGUGAAGGGAAAAGGAACACUUACGUUGUUUGGGAUGCACAUGAUUCUAUAGCAACAAGCGCCACAUUCACGUCCGAGGCCGACAACACCAUUGCAAAGUGCAUAACAUUUGUAAACUCUUACAAUUCUCCUCCAAACAAAAAGCCGAUGAAGACAGCUGUUGCAGCCAUGAUACAAGGCGACAAAUCUUUGUUCUACCGAUGUGGCUUUUUCGGGUUUCAAGACACAUUGUGGGACGUUUCUGGCAGACAUUAUUUCAAACUAUGCACAAUUCAAGGGGCCGUCGAUUUCAUAUUCGGCGCAGGCCAAUCCCUCUAUGAGUGUAAAAUAGUGGGAAAUGGGAAUACUUAUCUUGGAAGGGCGUGGAGGGAUUAUGCUCGAGUAUUGUUUUACAACAGUUCGAUGUCAGAAAUAAUAGUUCCUAAAGGAUGGGAUUGUUGGUACAACGUUGGGAGAGAGUACCAGUUGACCUUCGCCGAGCAUAGCUGUAAGGGUUUGGGAUCAAACACGGCGAGGAGGGUGAAGUGGAUAAAGAAGCUCAGCCCACAAUAUUUGAACCACCUAACGUCCUUUUCCUUCAUUGAUGAUAAGCAAGGCUGGAUGAGAAAACUACCUUUCCACAUUUUUAUGGCUUAA